This is a messenger RNA of Auanema sp. JU1783, 1683 nucleotides long. The record is from the annotation of a GenBank genome assembly. NCBI's taxonomy places the organism in Eukaryota, Metazoa, Nematoda, Chromadorea, Rhabditida, Rhabditidae.
AUGGGAGCUAGCGUAUCUACACUUUUUGGUUGGAUUUACUGGUACAUAUCACCCGCUCCUCGCAAAAUCACACCUAUCGUUGACAAUACCCCUGAUAAUACACUCUUGCUUCUAUCUGCAGCUGCUCAAUUAGCGAGUUUAACGAGUAGAAUGGAUGAUGGCGCAGGAACUUCAGUUUCGACAUUUGAUGAGGAAACAGAAAACUUCAUGAAACUGUCAUCAUCAUCUUCUGAUGACGAAGAUGAGCUAUCUUGUGCUCUACAGGAGAGUUAUAGACAACACUUAUUUGAAAAAAACAGACGAUCAAUAGGACCUGCCCGCCUGCUGGUGGGGAAGAAAAAUUCCUAUGAUAAUCUAGUGACUCAAACAAGUGCUGCAUGCGGAACUAGAAGCUCUGCAUUCUCCGCGAAUUGUAGGAGAGAGCUCGGAUUGAAUCACACAUCAGUCGAUGCCUACAGUGAUGCAAAAAAAGUUUCUUUGAACAACAACUAUUUCCCUAAUCAGCGCAAAGUGCUUGAUAAUCUGAGAGCUAAGAUAUUUUGCGUGCAACACUUGGAAGAAACUGAUGAGUUAGCAAUCGCAUGUCAAGAAGAGCGUCUUUACUUCUACAAACCAGUUGGAAAGAACGAACGUUAUGUUAAGAGUAGAACUAUUGAGUUGACUUCAGUCGGAUGGUCUGUUCUAGAUGUGGCGUUCAAUCAACAAGGCUCAGGGUUCGCUUACUGUACUUGGAAAGAUUCCAUAAUGUAUUGCCGCUAUCUGGAUGAACACAAAAUUCAAUAUGAGUGCAUCAAUCUCAGCAUUCCUCUUGUUCACAGCUCGUCUCUUGCUGUCUUCUCUAUUCGUUUUUCAAAUCCUGGGCAUGAAAUUUUGGCCGGAACAUCUGACUAUUCAAUUUAUAUUUUUGAUAUUGAAACCCAGUCUAGGGUAGUAAGUGUGAACCAAGCUCACGACGACGAUGUUAAUGCUGUAUGUUAUGCUGAUGAAGCUGGAAACUUGAUUUUCAGCGGUGGAGAUGAUGGCAUAGUCAAGGCUUGGGAUCGUAGAUGUUUGAGAGAAGGAGAUAACACGCCUGUUGGAUAUUUUGCUGGUCAUAAAGACGGAAUCACCUAUAUAGAUAGUAGAGGAGACUCGAGAUAUUUACUCAGUAACUCCAAAGACCAAACUAUAAAAUUGUGGGAUGUUCGCCACUUCUCUUCAAAUGAGGCAGCUGAGGAAACAAAGAGAUCGGUUUCUAAGCAAAAUUGGGAUUAUAGAUGGCAAGCUGCACCUAAGAUGAUUGAGAAACCUCUGAAUGGUGACAGCUCUAUAGCAACUCUCCGUGGACAUAGAGUUCUUCACACUUUGAUUAGAGCGAAGUUCUCUCCAGCCUCAACUGGACAGCGUUACAUAUACACAGGUUGUGCUGGUGGCGAAGUAGUCGUCUAUGACAUAAUCUCCGGAAGCCUGAAAGCGCGGUUGAGUGGUCAUCAAGCUGUGGUUCGGGAUGUCUCAUGGAGUGCCAAUAGGAAUGAGAUCGUCUCGUCUUCGUGGGAUGGACAAGCCACGUGCUGGCGUUAUGGAGAAUCUAAUAAGACUACAACUGCUGAAAGCACGAAGCGAGUAAAUCCUCCUCAAUUGAGCGGUCGAGUGAAGAAGUGUACACGACAGGGUACAUCUUCAACAAGGAAUCGACGUUGCUAA